AUGGUGAGUUUGGCACCAGGAGUACAGUAUCUCCAAAGAUUCCUGCCACCGCUUAACUCGAAAACUGGUCGCGUACAUAUAUUUUUCUUCACUUUGGUGAUAUACACGUGCUAUCACUUAUCCCGAAAACCGAUUAGUAUUGUAAAGUCAGUACUUCAUCAAAACUGUUCUGAAGAAGCCCUCAAAGAGGGAAAAAUUAUAGUUCCCGGAAAUGAAACAUUUUGUGACUGGGCUCCUUUUGAUGGUCAAAACUAUGAUUCCCUUUUCGGGACACUUGAUCUUAUUUUCCUCUCAUUUUACGCCGUUAGCAUGUUCUUAAGUGGACAUGUUGCCGAUAAAGUUGACCUUAGAAUAUACCUAUGCAUUGGUACUCUUCUUUCUGGUAUAACAACAAUAGCCUUUGGUCUUGGGUACUUUUUCAAUGUUCACUCAUUUGCUUACUAUGCAGUUUGUCAGGGUGUUUCUGGAAUAGUUCAGGCAUCCGGUUGGCCAGCAGUUGUAGCUUGUAUGGGGAAUUGGUUUGGUAAAAAUAAGAGAGGAUUUUUUAUGGGAGUUUGGACAGCGCAUUCUAGCAUUGGGAACAUUUUGGGCUCCUUAGUUGCUGGUGCCUUUGUAGAAAUAGCUUGGGGAUGGUCAUUUGUUGUUCCAGGAUUAAUAAUUGCACUUCUCAGCUUACCAAUUUAUCUGUUUCUUGUACCUUAUCCUGAAUCUGUUGAAAUUCAACCUCCUGUUCAGCAUAAUGUAAAUGAUUAUGGUUCCAUUAACCAACCAACCAGAGAUGGCAACUCGUUUGAAGAAUCGCUUGGAACAACUAGUUCACAAAGUAAUAUUUUAAUACCAACAAAAAAGAACUCUUCAUCCUUCCUGUCAGCAUUAAAAGUACCUGGUGUUAUUGAAUACUCAUUGACUUUAUUCUUCUCUAAGCUAGUUUCAUAUACUUUCCUAUUUUGGUUACCUAUGUAUAUACGUGAAGCAGGCGGUUUCAACCCAUCAUCAUCAGCUGAUUUAUCAGCUGUUUUUGAUUUAGGUGGAAUACUCGGUGGAAUUAUCGCUGGUUACGUAUCCGAUAGUACUGGAUCAAGCGCUAUUACCUGUGUGGUAAUGAUUGCUUUGUCGAUACCUACAUUAUAUCUGUACUCAGUCGUUGGAUUUCGUUCUUUAGCUCAUUGUAUCGGUUUAUUAAUCCCAUUAGGCUCGUUUGUUAAUGGUCCUUAUAGUUUGAUUACGACGGCAGUUUCAGCUGAUCUAGGUACUCAUCCUUCAUUGUCUAGAAAUUCUCGUGCAUUGGCUACAGUAACAGGUAUUAUUGAUGGAACAGGUUCAGUUGGUGCUGCACUUGGACCUUUACUAUGUGGUCUCAUGAAACCAUAUGGUUGGUCUGUCAUUAUUAUUAUGCUUAUGGUUGCGUUAGCUCUGGCCGCAAUCUUGCUUUUUCGCAUGGUAGCCAGUGAAAGUCGUCAAUGUUGCUUCAGUGCUGAACAAUCAUCAUUUUCAUCACUGUCGAAUGCACCUGAUGCUUAA
Molecule: messenger RNA, 1521 nt
Organism: Schistosoma rodhaini
Lineage: Eukaryota; Metazoa; Platyhelminthes; Trematoda; Strigeidida; Schistosomatidae
Source: the annotation of a GenBank genome assembly